AUGGACUUUUCGGCAUGUGCAGACGAUUCAUCUUUCGGAACGGCAGUUCGGGGCUGCCGGGACAAUUUUGACUUCACACUUCGGUUUGAGAGGAUCUUCUUUGGACUUGUUCCGGCUGCAGUCUUUAUUGCCCUCGGGUUGACCAGAGGACUUGUUCUUGCUGGAAGGCCGAAAGUAGUGACUCUAGGCGGCUCGGUUCUGAAAAUUGUAAAGUUGGCCGCAACUAUUUUGUACGGAGCACUUUGCCUCACACUUCUUGUCUUCAGUACGAAAUCGAAUCAGUCAAAAGCUUUGUUUGCUUCUUCCACCUCGCUGGGAUUCAUUUCCUCGCUUUGUAUUAUAUUUGUCUCAUUUCUGGAGCAUCCGCGUUCUCCUCGACCAUCUAUCUUACUAAGCGGUUAUUUGCUACUUACUAUUCUAUUUGACAUUGCUCAAACUCGGACAUUAUGGCUUGCCUCGGUCACACCCGAAGAGUCCACUUUCUCUCGAGUUGUUACCGCUGCUGUUGUGGUGAAAGCGGCCGUUCUUGUUCUCGAAUGCCAGCACAAAACCAAAUGGAUAAAUUGGGAUCCCAAGCAACAUAGUCCUGAGGAAACAACUGGCCUCUUUGGUUUGGCAACUCUUGGAUGGUUGCAAAGACUUUUUAGGAGCGGGUAUAGCAAAGUUUUAAUCCUGGAAGAUCUCUACCCACUCGAUGGAAGAAUCAUUACAGAGAGAUUGCAAUUUGAACUUUUGGAGAGACUUGAAGCUACCAAGUCAAAGGGCCAGAGAUAUGGGCUGGGCUUGACGAAAGCUCUGGCGAGGACCUUGUCAUUUGCCCUUUUGCUACCCAUGAUUCCACGACUCGGUCUCACAGCUUUUCGCUUCUGUCAACCAUUUCUCAUUCGAAGACUUUUGAAGCUGCUUCAAAAGCCGGAAGACCAUGAUGCGAGAAACAGCGGUUACGGUUUAAUUGGAGCUACUAUAAUUAUCUACACGGGCAUGGCUUCUUCGACUGCCUUGUAUUGGUAUCUUCACGAGCGCGCUCUAUGCAUGACUCGAGGGUCUCUGGUUGGUGCAGUAUACAAGAAGACCACCAAAACAAGACUCUCCGUUUCAGGGGAAUCCGCUGCUAUCACCUUGAUGAGUGCCGACGUCGAACGCAUCAGACUUGGCUUUUUGAACUUGCAUGAGUUCUGGGCAAAUACUGUUGAAGUAGCAAUAGCCACAUGGCUACUUGAGCGCCAACUCGGGUUGGCAUUUCUCGCUCCUCUCAUCGUGGUUAUUGUCUGCAUCAGUUUGGCUUCGUUUGCCAAUCGAUGGACCGGCAUUCGCCAAAGAGCUUGGAUGGAUAGAAUUCAAAGCCGAGUUGGGCUCACAGCAAAUGUCAUAUCGCACAUGAAACAUUUGAGAAUCUCUGGACUUGCCGCUCCUGUCGAGAGCUUAAUUCAGAAGAUGCGUGUGGAUGAGCUCAAAAGUGCUGCGAAGUUUCGAACCAUUUACAUCAUUGUUGUAACGCUCGGGUAUCUUCCCAUGGCUUUGUCGACUGUCAUGACAUUUGCAGUUACAUCGGAAGGACUCGAUGUCUCGUCAAUCUUCACAUCAGUUUCUUACAUUCUUUUGCUGGCUGAUCCUCUAAGUUAUCUCUUCCAAAACACGCCAAAUCUUCUAGCGGCAUUUGCCUGUCUUCACAGGAUUCAAACCUUCUUGGAGCAACCUCAGAGAGUCGACUUCCGCAUGGCAUACUCUCAGGACUCGGAGACGGGAUCCGAAACCGGGAGCUCAGCGUAUGCUGAUUCGGAACAUGAUACAAAAUCGGCAAUAAGCAUCACGGGAGGCAACUUUGGCUGGGAAACCAACAAGAUCGCGCUCAAGGACAUCAAUUUGACCAUCCCUUCAUCGCGGCUGACGAUGGUUGUCGGACCGAUCGCAUCGGGGAAGUCUACUUUAUGUACAGUUCUGCUCGGCGAGAUUCCUGUCUCCCGUGGGCACGUUUCUCUAAGCUCGAAUUUCAUGUCAAGGAAAGUGGGUUACUGUGGUCAAACACCAUAUUUAUCCAAUGCCUCCAUCAAAGAGAAUAUCAUUGGAUUUUCUCCUUUCAACCAAGCCCGAUAUGAUGAAGCGGUGAAAGCUUCCAUGUUGGAGCAAGAUCUUUCAAUCCUUCCAAAGGGUGACGACACUAGUGUUGGCAGUAGUGGAAUAUCAUUGAGCGGGGGUCAAAAGCAGCGUGUUUCGAUCGCGAGAGCACUGUACCUUGACACAAAUUUCUUCAUCUUUGACGAUAUUCUUAGCGGACUAGACGCGGACACCGAAGCACAAGUCUUUGAACGCGUUUUUGGACCUAACGGCAUAUUGCGACAUCGAAAUGCGACUGUGGUGUUAUGUACUCACAGCAUUCGACACUUACCUGCAGCAGAUCAUGUCAUCGCAUUGGGAGAACAUGGAACUAUCGUCGAGCAGGGAAGCUUCUCUGAUCUCGCUGCAAACGAAAACUAUAUCCAAGGUCUCGACAUCAAGCCACUUGAGGCAGAAAAGAGGGAUUCUACUCAGAUUACCGAUACCAAAGUGGCUAUUUCAGCGUCAACGGUUGUUGCGACACCAAAGAAGGUCGCCGCAGGAUUCAGUCAUAUGGAUGAAAGGAGUCGAUUGGUCGGAGUCUCCAACAUACACAGACAUUACAUCGCCAGUCUUGGCAAAACCUCAGUCCUAGCCUUCACGAUCUUUGGCGUCGGAUGGGGAUUCUUCUACAACUUUGCCAACAUAUGGCUUACUUUCUGGGCGAAAGACGUCGCUUCGGGAACAUCUUCACGAUCGAACUCUUUUUACAUCGGAAUCUACGCUCUCUUUCAGGUUGCAUAUGUCGCAUCCAUGUUCUUUUGUUUCCUUAUAUGCUUCAGGCUCAUGAUCAAGGUUUCUGGAUCGAAACUUCAUAAAGAUGCACUGAAGACUAUGAUCAAUGCGCCUCUGAGGUUCUUUGCGACAACAGAUACGGGGUUGAUCAUUAAUUUGUUUUCUCAGGAUAUGACACUGAUUGACAACGAACUUCCACUUGCGAUCACGAAUCUCGCAUUGGAUGUAUGCAAUGCUAUCGGAAUGGCUGCGGUCAUCGCAACUUCUUCGCCUUAUCUUGCAAUCGCGUACCCAUUUAUGCUGGUUAUUUUGUACUGGGUACAAAAGUUCUACCUUCGCACGUCGCGACAACUCCGACUUUUGGAUCUCGAGGCAAAAAGUCCUCUUUACUCCCAUUUCCUUGAUACCAUCAAUGGCGUUGCAACCUUCCGCGCAUUCGGCUGGAUUCAAGAUGGUAUUGAUUUGAACCAGAGCCUCCUCUCCAUCUCGCUAAAGCCAACAUAUCUUCUCGCCAUGGUCCAACGUUGGCUAGGCUUCGCGCUUCAGAUGAUCGUCGCUGUUCUAGCAGUUACAGUCGUCACUCUUGCCACUCAAUUGCGUUCUAGCACCGCUAUGACUGGAGCUAGUUUGAUUACACUCAUGACAUUAGGAAAUAUUCUCAAUUAUAUCGUCCGAUGGUAUACUCAGAUCGAGACUUCUAUCGGCGCAGUAAGUCGUUUGAAGAGUUUCAGUGAUCAUGUCAAGUCGGAGAGCUUAGAAGUUGAAAAUGUAAUUCCACCGGCGGAAUGGCCUAUGCAAGGUGCGAUUGAAUUGAAUGGUGUAUCAGCUUCUUAUGACGAGGAGGAGAAAGACGAAAACGAUGGUAAUGAAAAUGAAAUCAGCGAAAAGGGACCAAACUUAGCUCUCAACAACCUAAACCUAACCAUCCAACCCGGCGAAAAGAUUGCCAUCUGCGGCCGCAGCGGAAGCGGUAAAUCAUCCACCAUCCUCCUUCUCCUCCGUCUCCUCGACCCCUUAUCCUUCACCUCCCAAAACAUAACCAUAGACUCGCUCCCUCUCCACAAAAUUGACCGCUCAACCCUCCGUCAACGCAUCAUCGCCGUUCCCCAAGACCCCGUUUUUCUCCCUGACGGCACAUCCAUCAUGGUGAAUCUAGACCCGUAUUCCGUGUCCUCGGCAGCAGAAUGCGAAGAUGUACUCUCUGUCGUUGGCUUGAGCGGACUCAUCACCCUGCGUGGCGGGAUUGGCGAGGCAUUGACACCCGCGAGUCUAAGUCAAGGUCAAAAACAACUCUUCUCCCUCGCGCGCGCCAUAUUACGACGUCGAAUCCGCUCUCGCGACCAUGAAGCCACGUUCGGCACAAUGACUACUUCCGAAAAACAAUCCUUCUCCACCUCCAACACUUCCGGGGGUAUACUUCUCCUCGACGAGGUUUCCUCCUCUGUAGACCGCGACACGGAUCGUGCGAUGCAGAAGAUCAUCAUGGAUGAGUUUAAGCAUUAUACUAUUGUGAUGGUGAGUCAUCGGCUGGAGAUGGUGAUGGGGUUUGAUCGCGUGGUUGUUAUGGAACGGGGAAGUAUUGUGGAGGUGGGCAAGCCUCUGGAGUUGAAGGGGGUUGUGGGGGGGAAGUUUGCUGGGUUGGUUGGUAGGGGAGGUGGGAAGUGA
Glarea lozoyensis ATCC 20868 is the source of this 4494-nucleotide messenger RNA. RefSeq names its product ABC transporter transmembrane region. The transcript has 5 exons. Gene Ontology annotation, cellular component: membrane. Lineage: Eukaryota; Fungi; Ascomycota; Leotiomycetes; Helotiales; Helotiaceae. Gene Ontology annotation, molecular function: ATP hydrolysis activity; ATP binding; ABC-type transporter activity. Gene Ontology annotation, biological process: transmembrane transport. The record is from RefSeq and is a predicted model, not a curated record. The coding region runs from base 1 to 4494 and encodes 1497 amino acids.